UGCAUUCAGCUUACAACUGGAACAUAAAACCGAGAGAGACACUGUGAGAUGCCAGACAUUUUGUACAUAGAUUUGUUUAUCAGCGGGGAGGGUGAGGUGCAGCAGCCAGUGUGAUAUGCAGGCAAAGCAAGAAGGAACCAAGUUUUGUUUCUAGACAAGAGCUUGUAUCAGUGGAGGAGGCUCUCCCCAACUAACCGUGGACAUUUUUUUUAAUUAAAACUGAUCAUUGUCUGGACUGGGUGAAACAAAAUGGCAAGGCUAGUUUUCCCUUUGUGAUAUCUGUAUCCAGCACAAGACUUGCGGCAGGGCCUAAUAACUUCAUAUGAUCAUGGAACUUCAGGGCCGUAACUACAGAGGAAGCAGACCCUGCGGCUGCAGGGGGGCCCAGGAGGUUUUCGGUACCACGGGAAAAUCUUUUCUUUAGAUCAGUAGCUUGAACCAUUGGAUGCCAUGAUGAGUUAUACUACAGAUACUUGGAAACUGGUGAAUGUGAGAGAGCACAACUGGUACCAGUACAGUACAAUAUGUAGGAAGCCAUUCCAGAACCGGUUCAUGCAAAAAGAUGGAAGCUGCAAUGUCUAUUUCAAGAACAUAUUUGGUGAAUGGGAAAGCUAUGUGGUUGACAUAUUUACUACACUUGUGGAUAUAAAAUGGCGCCAUAUGCUUAUUAUUUUCUCCUUAUCGUAUGUCCUGUCGUGGUUGCUGUUUGGCUUUAUAUUUUGGAUCAUAGCGCUCCAACAUGGAGAUCUUAGUGAUACGGAGAUAACCCCAUGUAUUGACAAUGUUCGCACAUUUGCAGGCGCAUUUCUUUUCUCUCUGGAGACCCAGACUACCAUUGGUUAUGGCAACAGGUGUGUUACAGAGGAGUGCUACAUGGCUAUCAUCCUGGUGACACUUCAAUCAGUCCUUAGUUGUAUUAUAGACACAUUUAUUAUAGGUGCAGCAAUGGCAAAGAUGGCGACUGCCCGAAAAAGAGCUCAGACCAUACGUUUCAGUUACUUUGCACUCGUGGGAAUGAGGGAUGGCAAAUUGUGCCUAAUGUGGCGAGUUGGGGACUUUCGGUCAAACCAUGUUGUUGAAGGAAACGUAAGAGCUCAGCUCGUACGUUACUAUGAAGAUCAUGAAAAAGGCAUCACCAUGGAAUAUAAAGACCUCAAACUGGUCAAUGAGCAGAUAAUACUGGUCACCCCAGUAACUGUGGUUCAUGUUAUAGAUCAGGAUAGUCCAUUGUAUGCACUGGAUCGAAAAGGGUUAGCUUCGGAUCGAUUUGAAAUCUUGGUCACAUUUAUAUACACAGGCGACUCCACUGGCACAUCACACCAAUCACGGACAUCUUACUUGCCCCGUGAGAUCCUCUGGGGCUUUAGAUUUAACAGUAUUUUAGAGGCCAAGAAAAAGUACUAUAAAGUGGAUUGCUUGCAAUUUGAGGAAAUGACAGAAUAUUAUGCACCAUUCUGUAGUGCAAAACAGCUGGAUAUCAAUUCACAACCAAGCAAGGCCACCCCAGUCUCAAAAGUCAAUGGCUUAUCUGAUGCAUCACCAAGUAUGACUACGGUUUCAUCUCUUGCCACAAUAGACAGCAGCAAUGCAGAUAAUGCAUCUGUCCCCCACAGCAGUGUACUGAAAGAGAAUGGAGUGAAACCUUCCCGGAAAGUAGUUGUGACUUUGAGCCAGUUAUCCCUGGAAUCAUAAAUAUGUUUUGAAUUAAGCAAUAAUUCCAGGAGAUAACUACAUUAUUCAAACAGAAAGCGUCCUCAUAAAACUUUGGGAAGAGGAGAUGGAAUCUUACAGCGCUGAGGGACUUGUGUUACCACCACAGAACUAGAUGCUGAACAUACUGAAAGAGUAUUAUUGACAGAAGAUUUAGGGUGGAACAUUUGCUUUGAUCAACUUUUUAUCAACUUUGAAGAUACAGUGUAUACACUACAAUAUUUUAAGGAGCACAAAUGUGAUGCUUUUAGAUGUUUCUCGUGGUGAUGCUUCUUAUCAUUAGUCAGCCUGGUUGGGAUCUAUAGGUACUCAAAGACAUUUAUUUAUUGUUGUAUGUGAUCAUUAAAACUGCAUCAGGUACAUCCUGGUCAGACACAAGGCCCCCUAAGCUUCUGCAUAGGGCUUCACAUAGGAGGAAAUUCAGUUUGCUCUAUAAUAAUGCUGAUGGAGAAGUAAAGCAAGAACCUAUGUUCUUCUGCCUAGAGCCCCCUUUGAGCUUAAUUCUUUUCUGCAAUCAGUGUUUCUUGUGAUUAAGAGACACAAGUUCAUAGAGGCUAUGAAAUACAUAUGACACUGAAUAGAAAACCAUGUAAUUAAUUUAAAAAUGUAAAAAAAAAAACCAUUGGCUCAGAUCAUUGCCCCACGAGGGUAUUUGGGUUGACAAUUGAACAAAAUCAACAAAAGGACAAAUACAGCCAAGGCAUAUGCAACUGAACAGGUCACAGUGCUCCAGGAGUAAAAGGGUUAAUGAGUGAUACACUCGAUAACAUUUACAAAGAAAACCGCUGAUCAUAUGUUAUAAAGGAACCACUUUUUCCACUUGUCACACUGAAUUAAACUCUCCCAAGCCUUUCUUGAGUAUUAUAACCACCAUUAUCUCACUGUUUGAGAAUUCUGAACAUUACUGCUGUGAUUACUUAUAUUAAUAGCCAAAGAAAGAAAUACUCUUUUAUUUCAAAAAAGAUAAAUGUGUGCUCCAUCAGAUAACCGAAAAAUACAUUUGUGUGUGUGUUUCUUACAGUUCCAGAAUUUGUAACAAAAAUUUAGCAGAAGAAGUUGUUUUGAAAAAUAAAUAAAUGGGAAAUAUACUGUAUGUGCAUAUAUUUAUAGAUAAAAUGUCAGGAAGAUAAUGCCACAGAAGGAGAAAAAGGCAAGGUUUAUAUUUAAUUCUGUUAAAAUUCGUUUGUUAGAAAUGCUGCCAGUGUAACUUUUCCAUGACACUGUGCAAUAAAUUCCAGUUGAAUGCUGCAUCAAUCAA
This is a messenger RNA of Xenopus laevis (African clawed frog), 2968 nucleotides long. It is a transcript of the gene kcnj16.S, whose product is annotated as potassium inwardly rectifying channel subfamily J member 16 S homeolog. Lineage: Eukaryota; Metazoa; Chordata; Amphibia; Anura; Pipidae. The coding region runs from base 451 to 1692 and encodes 413 amino acids. Gene Ontology annotation, biological process: regulation of monoatomic ion transmembrane transport; potassium ion import across plasma membrane; potassium ion transport. Gene Ontology annotation, molecular function: inward rectifier potassium channel activity. Gene Ontology annotation, cellular component: basolateral plasma membrane; membrane; plasma membrane. The transcript has 5 exons. The record is from RefSeq and is a predicted model, not a curated record.